Molecule: messenger RNA, 2273 nt
Organism: Mercenaria mercenaria
Lineage: Eukaryota; Metazoa; Mollusca; Bivalvia; Venerida; Veneridae
Exons: 3
Coding region: 26-1882 (618 amino acids)
Biological process (GO): protein O-linked glycosylation via mannose
Cellular component (GO): Golgi apparatus
Source: RefSeq, a predicted model, not a curated record
UCCAGCAAGUCAUACAGUUUGCAAAAUGUCUUGUGUGGACUAUAGAUGGAAAAUAUUUCUGGGCUCUAUUUUGACAUGCCUAGUUAUUCUGAUCGCAACGGUGGACAGACCCUACACAAAUGUUACAUAUAAUAUUGAACCGCCAGUUAGAGACUUGUCAAGUCAACUAGAUCUACGCUUAUAUUCAGACAUUGGCAAUAUUACUAAACCAGAGACCAAGGAAAAGAUAAUUCUUUUGGCAAAAGUCAUACACAAUGCAAAGAAACAUGUCAGGGGUUCUAAAACAUCGGACUACCUAAAGAUAGCUAUUACUAUAUUAAAUAGCAUACUAAAAGACAUGAAUGUUGACGCGAAAGGACUGUCUGAAAGGUAUAAUGGGAAAUCAGCGCAUAUUUGUUCAGAAACUUUUAUGGGUGGCCAAUUCGGCUUUCCCCUAUAUAAUACAGGAUUUGAGACAGACCACUGUACAAAUGCUACCUCUAUUUCAAAGCUUGUAACCAUAAUUGGGUAUAUAGACGCAAAACCGACCGAUGCUGAAAAUUCAAUGGCUACGCUUGAUACACUUCUAUCUUCUGUAUAUGACACAAUGAAAACUGUGAGGACAUUAAUAAUAACCGAUUCUGCUACAUUUCAAUCUAAUCUGAAAAAGAAAUAUCCCUUGGUAAAUAUAAUUCAGGCAAAGAGUCAGUCAGAAGGUGCAGCUCUUAACAAAUUAAUUAAAGAAGUGAAGACGCCGUAUGUUUUUGUUGCAAGGGAUAUGAGUAUUAUGACAAAUGAUUCUAGAUUAGAACGACUGGUUAGGGAAAUAGAAAGUUUGAAUGUGGUCGCUGCGGGUGGUUCGUUUCGUGAUUCGAAUGGACACUGGAAAAAGGGCUGUUUUCAAACUGUUUACCGAAAUUACACUUUAAAGUAUAUUGAAGGUUAUGACGAAUCUUUUCACGAGUGUCUGUUUUGUGACUAUAUACAGGGACCUUUUGUUACCACUGCUAAAUACCUUAAACUGAACGCGUUUCGAGAUUUCAAUGAAAACAAUGGAUUGUACGAGGACUGGUUUCUAAGAACUGUCAAAGCGGGACAGGAAACAAUAGUAUGUCCAGAUUCAAUGUUUCAUGUUAAUAUCAACACUAUGUUGACAAGUUCUAAUUGGAGACCGUUUGCUCUGGUAUGGAACUUAUUCAAAGUCCUUACUCCAAAAGGGUAUAUAUUUACCAAAGUUUGUGAAAAUCAAAAGAAAAAAGCAAGUAGGGCCUCGCAGGCAUUAUCGCCAUGUGCUUUACAGAUAAAUAAUAACGCCAUUAAAACCAUUAUGCGAACAUGUAAGGAGACAAGUGUCAUGUGUGAACUUGAAGACGGUACUGCCUUAGGUGCUGUAAAGUUAGGUAAAGCUCUCCCGUGGGAGUUCGACUUUGACGUAAGAUUUUUAGCGACAAACUGUUCAAAAUGCCAACAGCUUGAACGUGCCUUAAAAUCAGCAGGAUUAAGCGUUACUCCCUUUGCCAAGUCAUGUUGUACUGGGAAAAGACACAAUGAGAAAAUUUCCUAUAAUAGCAUUGUUUACAAAGGUUACGCAGGUGAUUUUCAUGGUCACCCUAUAAUGGACAGCGACCUGCUCAUCAAAGCCGGUCUGGCUCCAACAAAAGUACAGUUUGACGGACAAUGGGUAAAUGCUCCAAGAAAUCCUGGAAUGUUCGUGAGAAAUAAAUACGGCAAAGAAAUAUAUCAACAUGCUGAACAUUGGAGAUACACCGGAGUUGAUAAAAUGAACCAAAAGCUUCGCUAUAAAACUAAUGCAUUUUUGCCAUGCAAUGAACCAGGUGGCCAUGAUUGUUUGGACAGGUAUAACGCCGAUGGUGACUUGCCAUUCGUUGGAAUGCUUCCGUAAUGUAAUAUUUUAUGCGAGAUUUAAAGCAACAUGGUCCUUCCUUACUGCUUAUUUCGUGCGAUACAUAAAGGGACUUGUCAAGUUUUGAUACUAAUUACUGGAUAUACCUGGAUUGUUAGGCACUGCAACGCAUAAUUCCCAGUACAAAACAUUCCCCGCAGUAGUUGCUUUUAGUUUAAUAAUAUUUCAUUGCAACUAUUACAGACAUGAAUGAAAACAAUACAUAUGUAUACAUAUAUAUAUAGUGUAAAUGAGUCGGGCUACAAGUUUUAACAACAUUAGCGACAACCCUCCCCAGUAUCUGCUUAAGGAUGUACGAGCUUUUUUUUUCAGGAUAUCCGCCAUUUUGGGUGUGGUUCUGAUGCUUUUCUGACUGAUAUAUAUAUAUAUA